Molecule: messenger RNA, 13804 nt
Organism: Salvelinus sp. IW2-2015
Lineage: Eukaryota; Metazoa; Chordata; Actinopteri; Salmoniformes; Salmonidae
Source: RefSeq, a predicted model, not a curated record
GAAGAAGUGGAAAGUGGAUAGAGUCGCGGAGAGUGAAGUCCACGUAGUUACCAUGCAGACAUUCGUACCUUACAAACUACAUGAAAAACCGCCAAAUCCACGCCGUUAAUGAGGCAAUAGGUGGWUUGGUAGAGAACACGGUACGAAAAUGGGGAAAUACUUGACUUCACUGCUCGUGCUGCUCCUGCAGCUCCUCUGCGGCUGCACAGGGAACCAAAGGACGGAGAAGGCAUUGGUCCUGCAGUUCACUCACUCUGUUUACAAUGCCACCAUAUACGAGAACUCUGCUGCUAAGACCUACUUGGAGAGUCAUGCGAAGAUGGGCAUCUACAUCACAGACCCCACCUGGGAGAUACGGUACAAAAUAGUGUCAGGAGACAAUGAGAACCUUUUCAAAGCAGAGGACUACGUCCUGGGAGACUUUAGUUUCCUGAGGAUAAGGACCAAAGGAGGCAGCACUGCCAUUCUGAACCGGGAGGUCAAAGACCACUACUUGCUCACUGUCAAAGCUGUGGAGAGGGGCACCGACGUCGAGGCUCGCACCCGAGUCAAGGUCCAGGUCCAGGACACCAACGACCUGAGGCCUCUKUUCUCUCCCACCUCCUACAGCAUCUCKCUGCUCGAGAACACGGCCAUACGGACCAGYGUGGCCAAGGUCACAGCCACGGAYGCCGACAUYGGGACGAACGGSGAGUACUACUACAGCUUCCGGGAGUGGACAGAUAUGUUCGCCGUCCACCCCACAAGCGGGGUGGUGACGCUGACGGGCAAGCUGGAUCACUCUGAGACCAAGCUGUAUGACCUGGAGAUCCUGGCSGUGGACCGAGGCAUGAAGCUSUACGGGAGCAGCGGCUUCAGUAGCAUGGCCARGCUGACGGUGAGGGUGGAGCAGGCCAACGAGCACGCGCCUGUCAUCACCGCCGUCACCCUGGCGCCCUCGGGCGCCGACCGCGACCCCACCUAYGCCAUAGUGACCGUCGAGGACAACGACCARGGACCAAACGGGGAGAUCGCGUCGUUGAGCGUGGUGGCGGGCGACCCCCUCCAGCAGUUUAAGGCCAUGAGAACUAGUCCCGGGAGCAAGGAGUACAAAAUCAAAGCUGUCAAGGAUGUAGACUGGGACACCCAGACYUUCGGAUACAACCUCACGUUACAGGCCAAGGACAAAGGAAGCCCCCCACAGUUUUCCUCAGCGAAAGUGGUACAUGUAACAUCCCCUCAGUUUAAAGUGGGCCCCCCUAAAUUCGAACAAGCUGUUUAUAGGGUCAAUCUCAGUGAGUUUGCCCCUCUCCAUACACCCGUUGCUAUGGUAACUGCCUUGCCAAAGUAUCCACAGUUGAAGUAUGCUUUCAGAUAUAUGGCAGAGAAGAAUCGUUUUGCUAUUAAUCCAGAAACUGGCUUAAUCACCACAGCUGGACCCAUCUAUGCGGAUUAUGCCACAAAAUUUGAACUACAAGUUAUUACCAGUGACAAAAAGGCAGCGACUAAGGUUAUCAUUGACAUUAUAGAUGUUAACAAUAAUGCCCCUGAGUUCCAACAGACCUCGUACAAGGCCACCGUUGAUGAGAAUGUACCCGUAGGGACUAACGUGUUAGCAGUGAAAGCCACUGAUCUAGACAGUGGCGAGAACGGGUAUGUGACCUACAGCAUUGCCAACGUGAGCCCGCAGCCGUUUGUCAUCGACUACUUCUCUGGUGUCAUCAGCACCUCAGAGGAGCUGGAUUAUGAGCUGAUGCCAAGGAUUUACAAUCUCAAAAUUAGGGCUUCAGACUGGGGUACCCCUUUCCGACGGGAGGUGGAGUCAUCAGUUACUGUCACACUGAAUAACCUGAAUGACAAUAAGCCUCUAUUCGAAAACGUCGACUGUGAAGUCACGGUGCCUAGAGACCAUGGCGUGGGAGAGCAGAUAACGACGGUGUCUGCUAUUGAUGCUGACGAAUUGCAGCUAGUGCGGUACGACAUCAAAGCUGGGAAUGAUCUUGAUCUCUUUGAAUUGAACUCCAACUCGGGUGUGCUUUCUUUGAAACGAACACUAAGCGAAGGGGAGGCAGCUAAAGUGUCCUUCCAUAGCUUACACAUCAGAGCCAGUGAUGGAGAGCAUGAGACUGAACCAAUGAUUAUGAACAUCAUUGUCAUCACAGCUCGCAAGCCUGUCCAAGUGAAAUGCGUCGAUACUGGGGUUGCUACCAUGUUGGCAGAAAAGCUGCUUCAUGGCACUAAGAUCCAAGCCCCAACUGAGCCUGACGAUAACUUCAUGGACAUCCAUUCGGUUAACCGCUACUCUCCUCAGUUUGCAGAGUCCUUCCCCAGUGUCAUUGAGGUCAAAGAGGACCUUCCAGUUGGGGCUAGGRUAGUCCAUCUAAGCGCCUCCGACACAGACAGUGGUUUUAACGGAAAACUGGUGUACGUUAUUUCAGGAGGAGAUACAGAGAGUCGUUUCAUUGUAGAUAUGAACACCGGUUGGCUUUUGGUUCACACUCCACUGGACAGGGAAACGACGGACCACUACACACUKAACGUCACAGUCUACGAUCUAGGAAUACCCCAGAAGUCCUCCUCCCGUCUUUUAGACGUUAAGAUCUUGGAUGCUAACGAUAACAGUCCGCAGUUCUUGCAAGACUCAUAUUCGUUGGAAAUAAGUGAAAACACACCAGUGGGCACUGAAAUCGUCCAGGUGGAUUCCACCGAUAAGGACCAGGGAGAUAACGGAGUAAUCAGGUAUUCGAUUGUGGCCGACACUGACCAGUUUGCCAUUGAUGAGCUGACUGGAGUAGUGACGGUGAAAAAGCCGCUGAAUCGCGAGGUGCACCCGGUUUACAUUCUGAAGAUCGCUGCACGUGACCAGGCCGUUAAUGAACCUCAACUCGUGUCUACAGUGUUGCUAAAGGUCAUUCUCGAGGACGUCAAUGACAAUCCUCCCAAAUUCAUCCCGUCAAAUUACAGCGUGAAAGUGAGGGAGGACCUCCCGAUCGGCACUGUGAUUAUGUGGCUGGAGGCUCACGACCCGGAUGUCGGGCUGUUCAGUCAGGUACGGUACAGCCUCAUCGAUAACGGGGACGGCAACUUCGAUGUGGACAAAGUCAGCGGCGCGGUACGCAUCCUGCAGAAUCUGGAUUAYGAGAAAAAGCAGGUGUACAAUCUCACGGCGAAAGCCAAGGACAAAGGGAAGCCCAUGUCUUUAUCGUCGACGUGCUUUAUUGAGGUGGAUGUAGUGGACGUAAACGAGAAUCUGUAUCGCCCGUGGUUCCCCUCGUUUGUGGAUAAAGGAUUUAUAAAAGAGGACGUCCUCAUUGGGACAUCCGUAAUGAAAGUAACGGCUCARGACGAAGACAAAGGAAGAGACGGAGAAAUACGCUACUCAAUACGGGACGGUUCUGGCCUAGGGAUAUUCACCAUUGAUGAAGAUACUGGGGUCAUCAGAACCCAGGAACUGCUGGACCACGAGACCACCCCGCACUACUGGCUGACUGUGUACGCCACGGACGGUGGCGUGGUGCCCCUCUCGGCCUUCGUGGAGGUCUACGUGGAGGUCCAGGACGUCAACGACAAUGCGCCGCAGACCUCUGAGCCUGUCUACUACCCGUCGGUUGCGGAGAACUCGCCCAAGGACGUGUCCAUCAUCCAGAUCGAGGCGGUGGACCCGGACGCCCGGGCCGGCGACAAGCUCUCCUACAAGAUCACCAGUGGCAACCCGCAGGGAUUUUUCGCCAUCAACUCCAAGAUGGGUCUUGUUACAACUACCUCGAGGAAGCUGGAUCGAGAACAGCAGGACGAGCACAUUCUUGAGAUCACCGUCACCGACCACGGGGUUCCCGCMAAAUCCACCACGGUCCGUGUCAUCGUCAAAGUCCUGGACGAGAACGACAAUCGGCCGCAGUUCCUGGAGAAGAUCUACAAGAUCAAGCUUCCGGAACGGGAAAAAACGGAAAAGGACCGGGCUCUGAAGCGGGAUCCCGUGUACCGGGUGAUCGCCUCGGACCGCGAUGGGGGUGCCAACUCGGAGAUCUCGUAUUCCAUUGAGGAGGGAGAUGAGCACGGGAAGUUCUUCAUCGAGCCWAAGACGGGUCUGGUGUCGUCCAAGAAGUUCUCCUCCGCCGGGGAGUAUGACAUCCUCACCAUCAAAGCCGUGGACAACGGGCGCCCCCAGAAGUCGUCCACCUGCCGGCUGCACAUCGAGUGGAUCCCCAAGCCGGRGGUGGCGGCCAGCGCGCCCCCCCUGGCCUUUGAGGAGCCCCCCUUCUUCUUCUCAGUSAUGGAGAGCGACCCCGUGGCGCACAUGGUGGGGGUCAUAACCACGGAGACGUCGGACACGCCAGUCUGGUUCGAGAUCACAGGUGGGAACUACGACAGCCGCUUUGACGUGGGCAARGCCAGUGGGACCCUGAUCGUGGCAAGGCCCCUCGAUGCUGAGCAAAAAUCCAAUUAUAACCUGACAGUGGAGGCAACGGACGGGACGCGAUUUGUCAGCACCCAGGUGCUGAUCCGUGUCAUCGACACCAACAACCACCGGCCCCAGUUCUCCCAGCCGCGCUAUGAGGUGGUUGUGGCCGAGGACACGCCGCCAGAGACCGAGGUGCUCCGGAUCGGUGCCACGGACGAAGACGAUAAGAACAAGUUGACCUUUACCCUCUUGAGCAGCACGGACCCCUUCAGUCUGAAGAAGUUCCGUCUGGACCCGGGAACCGGUGCCCUCUACACGGCCGAGCGGCUUGACCACGAGACCAUGCGGCGCCACACUCUCACCGUUAUGGUACGUGACCAGGACAUCCCCGUCAAGAGGAAYCUGGUGCGCGUCAUCGUGGACGUGGAGGACACCAACGACAACGCGCCGUGGUUCGUGGGCUCGCCGUACUCCGGGCGCGUCUUCGAGUCGGCCGCCUUGGGCUCGGCAGUCCUCCAGGUCACCGCCCUGGACAAAGACAAGGGACMGAAUGCAGAGGUCAUCUACAGCAUCGAGUCAGGAAAUGUUGCAAACUCAUUUGCCAUUGAUCCGGUGCUGGGCACUGUUACCGUGGCCAAGGAGCUGGACCGAAGCAGCAAGAACCAGUUUGAACUAGCUGUGAAGGCAACCGACAAAGGAACCCCUUCGCUGACUGCCACCGCCACCGUCCACAUCGCUGUCACCGUGUCGGACAAUGCCACCCCCAGAUUUACUGCCAAGGAGUUCUCCGCUGAGGUCAGCGAACUGGCCCUCCCCGGCAGUUUUGUAACCAUGAUCACAGCAACCAGCCAGUCCUCUGUGUUCUACCAAAUCAAAGGUGGAAACACUGAUGGCGCAUUUGAUGUAAACCCAAACUCCGGUGUGGUUGUAACUUCGAGGGCUUUGGACUAUGAAAUGACCCCYGAGUACAGACUGACCAUCCAGGGAACCAACAUGGCGGGUCUUGCUAGCAACACCACUCUGCUGAUUCACCUGAAGGACGAGAACGAUAAUGCCCCCAUCUUCCUYCAGCCAGAGUUCACAGGCAUGAUUAGCGAAUCGGCUCCCGUCAACAGUGUGGUCUUGACCAGAGAAAACACCCCGCUGGUCAUCCGCGCCUCGGAUGCUGACCGCGAUGCCAACGCCAUGCUGGUCUAUCAGAUCGUCGAGCCGUUCGCUCACAACUACUUUGCCAUCGAUUCCAGUACGGGAGCCAUUAGAAUGACAACCACUCUGGAUUACGAACAAAGGAGUGUAUUCCGCUUCACCAUUCAGGUCCACGACCUCGGAAUUCCGCGUCUGUUCGCCGAGACAGCCGCCAACGUGACCGUCGAAGUCAUCGAUGUCAACGACUGCUCGCCGCAGUUCAGUCAGGAGCUCUACGAGACAUCAGUGAUCGUGCCAACUUACAAAGGUGUUGAGGUAAUCAAAGUCAACGCAUCAGAUGCAGACUCCGGACCAAACUCUAAACUCUUCUUCUCCAUCUCAGAGGGGAACAUCGGGGAGAAAUUCAAGAUGGAUCCCAACACAGGCAUCAUCACUAUCCAGAACGUCACCCAGCUAAGAAGCAGGUACGAGCUCAGGGUGAGGGUCUCGGACGGCAGGUUCGCCAACACAGCAUCGAUAAAGAUAAACAUCCGUGAGAACAAGGAGAGCAGCCUGAAGUUCACUAGUGACUCCUACAAGGCUUAUGUCAAAGAGAACUCCUCUGAGAAGAAAACAUUAGCGGUCAUUGCCGCUGUGGGGAACCACAUCAAUGAACCCCUCUUCUACACUGUCCUGAACCCAGACCAGAGGUUCCAAAUCAGCCGUACUUCCGGAGUGCUCUCCACCACAGGGAUACCUUUCGAUCGCGAGGYGCAGGACACGUUCGACCUCGUCGUGGAGGUGACCAGGGAGGACGCUUCCUCCGAAGUGGCCCACGUUCUGGUGACGGUGAUCAUAGAAGAUGUGAACGACAACCAGCCCAUGUUUGUCAACCUUCCCUAUCAAGCCUUGGUCCAGGUGGACGCAGAGGAGGGUCAGGCCAUCCGUCAGGUGACAGCAGUGGACGGGGACGUUGGUCAAAAUGCUGAAAUCCAUUACCACCUGAAAGAACACCACAAGCACUUCCAGAUAAGCCCCUCGGGAGAAAUCUCCCUCAAAAAACAGUUAGACAAAGACUCCCUCAACAGUGAGUUCGUCAUCAACGUUGUGGCCAAAGAUGCAGGAGAACCAGCCCUCUCGGCAGAAGUGGAAGUGCCCAUAACUAUAGUAAACAAAGCCAUGCCAGUGUUUGAGAAGGCAUUCUACAGCAUCGAAAUCCCUGAAAAUAUCCAGUUACACACACCUGUAGUUCACGUCCAGGCUACUGACUCUGAAGGCCCCAAGAUAGUAUACACCAUCUCUGAGGGAGAUGCCUUCAGUCAGUUUUCUAUCAAUUUCAACACAGGUGUCAUACAUGUAAUCCAACCUCUAGAUUUUGAGACCCACCCCGCUUAUAAAUUGAGUGUCAGAGCCACAGACUCACUGACUGGGGCCCACGCUGAUGUCUUUGUCGAUAUCAUUCUGGUAGACGUCAACGAUAAUCCCCCUGUCUUCCAACUAAAGUCCUACAACGCAAGUGUUUCUGAAGCUUCCUUCAUCGGCACUGCAGUUUUGCAAGUUGCCGCCACAGACUCCGACACUGGCAACAACAAAAUGCUCUUCUACCAGCUAGUUGAGGACAAGGAAAAGAGCUCAGACUACUUCAGCAUUGACCGUGACUUGGGAAUCAUCUGGACUGCUCGCAUGCUCGACCAGGAGGAAAAGCAGCAACACAAGCUGACUGUCCGCGCAGUGGACGGAGGAGUGCCUGCCCUCUCCAGCGAUGUCACUGUGACCAUAGAUGUCACUGACCUGAAUGACAAUGCUCCGGUGUUCACUGAGAGCUCUUACAAUGCCACAGUCAGCGAAUUGGCCCCCCGCGGUUACUUCGUCACCCAAGUCCAGGCGUCCGACGCCGACAGCUCAGACRCCGGCAGGCUUGAGUUCUCCAUCCUGUCUGGCAAUGAGGACCAGAACUUUGCCAUGGAUAAAAACACUGGGGCCAUCGUCAUCUCCAACCACCGUAAGCUACAGAUGGAGCCACUGUACAACCUCAACGUGUCCGUGUCAGAUGGUGUAUUCAGGACCUCGGCCGUGGUCAAAGUCACAGUCAACGGUGCCAACUUCCACAACCCCACUUUUCCCCAGCUCGACUAUGUAGUUGAACUCACUGAGAACUCGCCGGUCGGAACGUUAGUUGCUGAGGCCAAAGCCACAGAUGAAGACGCUGGCACAUACGGGAGCCUAACUUACCACAUCGUCAACGAUUUUGCCAAAGACAAGUUUUCUGUCAAUGAAAAUGGAGAGAUUUUCACCCGGGAGAUCCUAGACCGCGAGAACGCCAUUGAGAAGGUCAUCCCCAUAUCGCUCAUGGCAAAGGACGGUGGCGGCAAAGUAGGCUUCUGCAUUAUUAAUGUGAUUUUGACAGAUGUCAAUGACAAUGCCCCACAAUUCAGGGCAGUGGAGUACAAAGCCAAUGUAGCAUCGGAUGUCCCCAGGGGAACCACCGUGGUGAAAAUUGCUGCGUCAGACAUGGAUGAGGGAAGCAACGCCGACAUCGCUUACACAAUCGAAGCCGACGUGGAAAACGUGGAGGAGAACUUCGAAAUCCACCCCUUCAGUGGAGUCAUUGUCACCAAAGAGAGCCUCAUCGGACUCGAAAACGACCUCUACGCUUUCUACGUUAGGGCAAAGGAUGCUGGGAGUCCUUCCAAACAAUCCGUCGUCCGCGUUUAUAUCAGGAUAGUGGCCCCUGAGGUACCGGUCCCCAAGUUUGCAGAGCCACACUUCCGGUUCACCAUCGCCGAAGACAUGCCCAUCGGCACGGAUAUUGACGUCAUCCAGGCGGAGAGUGAACAACCGGUGUUCUACAGCCUAGUGAAGGGCAACACCCCGGAGAGUAACCAGAAUGAGGUCUUCGUGGUGGAUCGGGACACUGGGGCCCUGAAGCUGGAGAAGAGUAUGGACCACGAGACCACAAAGUGGUACCAGCUCACGCUGCAAGCCCAGAGCCAACAGGAGGGCUACGAAACGUUGGCGUCUGUCGACAUCAACAUCCAGGUCAAGGACCUCAACGACAACAAGCCUGUGUUUGAGUCAGACCCGUAUGAGGCGGUGGUGGUGGAGAACCUUCCAGAUGGCACGCCGGUGAUCCAGGUCAAAGCCACCGACCAGGACUCGGGCACCAACGGUCAAGUCAUCUACAGCCUGGACCCCAAACAAACUUUGUCUGAGAUCUCUGAGCUGUUCGCCAUCAACAGUGAGACAGGCUGGGUGACGACAUUGAAAGAGCUCGACUGUGAGAAGACCAGCAAGUACACCAUUGCCGUGCUGGCCACAGACMGCGGAGACAAGGUGCAGCUGGUGACCAGCUCCACUGUGGAGGUUACCGUGGCCGACGUCAACGAUAACCCGCCUCGCUUCACCGCCGAGAUCUACAAGGGCACGGUGAGCGAAGACGACCUUCCACCCAGUGGAGUCAUUGCCAUCCUGAGCACGUCGGACGCCGACACAGAGGAGAUCAACAAACAAGUCAGCUACUUUAUCACAGGAGGCGACCCUCUAGGACAGUUUGCGAUUGAGCACCUCCAGAACGAGUGGAAAGUGUCUGUCAGGAAGCCACUGGACCGCGAGGAGCGCGACAACUACCUCCUAAAUAUCACCGCCWCCGACGGCACCUUUGCCACCAAGGCCGUGGUCGAGGUCAAAGUCCUGGACGCCAACGACAACAGCCCCGUUUGCGAGAAGUCCCUCUACACAGAGAGGGUCCCCGAGGGCUUCCCCGCCGGCAGGCUCAUCCUGCAAGUCUCGGCCACAGACGCAGACAUCCGCUCCAACGCCCACAUCUCCUACGAGCUCCAGGGACCGGGAGCCGAGCUUUUCACCAUCGACCCCGACACAGGUGAACUGAAGACCCAGCAGCCCCUGGACCGCGAGGAGAAGGAGGAGUACCGCCUGRCKGUGCGGGCGCUAGACGGCGGCGGGCGCUACUGCGAGGCAGCCGUGCACCUGACCGUGGAGGACGUGAACGACAACGCGCCACAGUUCACCUCCGGCCCUUACGCCAUCACCGUCUUCGAGAACACGGAAGUCGGCACCUUCGUGGCGCGGCUCCUCGCCACCGACCUCGACGCCGGCUUGAACGGCGACAUCCUCUACUCCCUCGCCGACUCGGCCGACGGCCACUUCUCCGUGGACGAGCGUACCGGCGUCGUCGCGUUACGAAAGCCCCUGGACCGCGAGGCGCGGGCCGUGUACGAGCUCAAAGCGCGYGCCUCCGACCGAGGCUCCCCGCGCCGCCUCUCGUCCCUCUCCCGCGUCACGGUCUCCGUGCUGGACAUMAACGACAACCCGCCCGUGUUCGAGCACCGCGAGUAUGUGGCGGGCGUUUCGGAGGACGUGGCGGUGGGCACGCAGUUGCUGCGGGUGCACGCUGCUAGUCGGGACAUCGAGGCCAACGGGGAGAUCGCCUACGCCAUCGUGAGCGGGAACGAGCACGGCAUGUUCAGUGUCGACCCUCGGACUGGUGACGUCUUCGUCAUCGAGCCGCUGGACUUCGAGGCGUCCCACGAGUACUACCUKACGGUGGAGGCCACGGACGGGGGCACGCCGCCGCUCAGCGACAUGGCCACGGUCAACAUCAACCUGACGGACGUCAACGACAACAGCCCCGCCUUCAGCCAGACCACCUACGCCGCCGUGGUGGCCGAGGACGCCGAGCCCGGCAAGACAGUGGUGACGGUGAUGGCGGAGGAUGCAGACGGGCCAGCCURUAACCACGUGCGUUACUCCAUCGUGGAGGGGAACCAGGGCAGUCCCUUCACCAUUGACCCAAUCAGGGGAGAGGUCAAAGUGGCACGCCAGCUAGACAGAGAGACGACAUCGGGGUACACCCUGACGGUGGUGGCGUCGGACAACGGCGUUCCGGCCCGCUCCAGCAGCGCCACGGUCAACGUCGACGUGUCUGACGUCAACGACCACCCGCCCCUCUUCUCCCCUGCCAACUACAGCCUCAUCAUCCAGGAGAAUCGUCCAAUGGGGACCAGCGUUGUCCAGCUCAUCGUGACCGACCGRGACGCCACGCACAAUGGGCCGCCGUUCGCCUUCGCCAUCAUCGACGGCAAUGAGGGGGGUGUGUUCGAGGUGAACCAACAGGGGGCGCUGCUGGUGGUGGAAGAGCUGAAGAGGAAGACCAAGGAGAACUACCUACUGAAUGUCCAGGUGGCUGACAACGGCAAGCCCCAGCUCCUCUCCACGGCCUACAUCAGCAUCCGGGUCAUCGACGAGAGUGUCUACCCGCCCGCCGUCUUCCCGUUGGACAUCUACAUCUCUGUCGCCGGCGAGGAAUAUCCCGGCGGCGUGCUCGGCAAAAUCCACGCCACCGACCAGGACAUUUACGACACGCUAACUUACAGUCUCGCACCUCCAUCGUCCCCGGAUAACGCCGAAGACGCUCUGUUCACCGUCUCCGCCGCGGACGGCAAAGUCAUCGCCCGGCGCCCGCUCGACGUGGGCCACUAUCCACUCAACAUCACCGUCACAGACGGGCGCUUUUCGGCGACGGCCGACGUGAACGUGCACGUGCGCCAAGCGACUCGCCAGGCACUGGACAACUCCAUCGCCGUGCGUUUCGCCGGCAUCGCGCCCGAGGAGUUCGUCGGGGACUACUGGCGCACGUUCCAGCGGGCGUUGAGGAAUAUAGCGGGGGUGAGACGCAGCGAGGUGCAGCUGGUUAGUCUGCAGCCCUCCGAGCAGGGGACAGGAGACCUGGAUGUUCUACUGGCUCUGGAGAAAUCCGGGAGUCCCUACCAGCCACAGGAAUUCUCCAGCCACGCCACCGUCAUGUACGCCAAGGGCACCGACUACAGCAUCCUGGAGAUUGUGAAUGGCCGCCUGCAGUACAAGUUUGACUGCGGCAGCGGCCCUGGAAUCGUCUCUGUACACAGCACCCAGGUCAACGACGGCGACUGGCACACGGUCACCCUUGAGGUGGAUGGCAACUACGCCAAGCUAGUCCUGGACCGUGUGCACGCCGCCUCGGGCACAGCGCCGGGUACUCUGCGCACACUCAACCUGGACAACAGCGUCUACUUCGGCGGGCACGUGCGCCAGCACCCCUCUUCCACAGCCGGGCGCCACGGUCGCAGUUUGCCCGUCACCAAUGGGCUCCGGGGCUGCGUGGAAGCCAUCGUGCUCAACGGCCAAGAGCUGCCGCUCAACACCAAGGCGCGUGGUGCCCACGCCGUGCUGGAGGACGUGGUGGACGUGGCKCCCGGGUGCGUGCUGGCGCCCGCCACCGAGGGCUGCUCCAGCAACCCCUGUACCAACGGGGGSAGCUGCUCCUCACUGGCCAACGAAGGUUACUUCUGUAAGUGCAAGGCUUCGUUCAUGGGUACUCACUGUGAGAUUGGCAUCAGCCCGUGUGCCUCCAACCCCUGCCUGUACGGGGGAACUUGCGUGCCACGCGGCGACGACCUCUACUGCCAGUGCAGAGGGCAGUACUCAGGACAACGGUGCCAGGUGGGACCAUACUGCACAGACAACCCCUGUAAAAACAGUGGGAAGUGCAUUGACAGCCUGGAUGGUCCUGUGUGUGAGUGUGAACAGGGAUUCCAGGGUGACAGGUGCCUCAGUGAUGUGGACGAGUGCCUGAAGAACCCAUGCUCCAACGGCGGCCAAUGCCAGAACACCUACGGCUCGUACWCCUGCAACUGCUCCCUGGGCWACAYCGGSYGGCUAUGCGAACUCCGCUCCGAGGUCCGCAACGAGUUCGUCUCCACCUCCUGGAACAUCGGCCUUGAAGAAGUCAUCGGUAUUGUGGUCUUUGUGGCCUCCAUUUUCCUCCUGGUCGUCCUCUUCGUGGUCAUCCGCAAGAGGGCGUGCCGAAGAAAGUCCAAGUCUGACGACGACAAUCGCAGCCCGGGAGGUUUAGGAGCGCCGCACUCCUUCCUCCAGCGGCCCUACUUUGACGCAAAGCUCUGUAAGAACAUUUACUCUGACAUUCCGCCGCAGGUGCCUGUUCGGCCCAGCUCGUACACACCCAGCAUCCCCAGCGAUUCGCGCAACAACUUGGACCGCAACUCGUUUGAGGGCUCGGCCAUCCCCGAGCACCCCGAGUUCAGCACGUUCAACCCGGACACGAUGCACGGACACCGCAAGACGGUUGCCGUGUGCAGCGUGGCGCCCAACCUGCCUCCGCCGCCGCCCUCCAACUCGGUAUCCGACAGCGACUCCAUCCAGAAGCCCAGCUGGGACUACGAGUAUGACGCUAAGGUAGUAGACAUGGAUCACUGUUUGACCAAGAAGCCAGUGGAGGACAGUGCCUGUCACUACAACACCAGGGGCAGUAUGUCUGAGGUCCAGUCCCUCAGCUCCUUCCAAUCCGAGUCCUGUGACGAUAACGGCUAUCACUGGGACACAUCUGAUUGGAUGCCAAGUGUUCAACUUCCUGGAAUCCAGGAGUUCCCGCAGUAUGAGGUCGUGGAGUCCCCGGCCCCCCUGUACAGUGACCCRAACGCCAUCGAUACUGACUACUACCCCGGCGGCUACGACAUCGAGAGCGACUUCCCGCUGCCGCCAGAGGACUUCCCCGCCCACGAGGACCUGCCCCCGCCGCCGCUAUCCGAGUAUGGCGACCGCUACGCCACCCUGGAACCACCCCGGAGGGACCUGGCGCCUCCUGGCAGCCCAGGUUCGAGUUCGGCCUCGGGGGUACGCCACCGCCCACCACUGCCCCAGCUCUAUAGCCUUAACCAGUACCUACCGCACCACCACUACCCCAGCGACGCUGAGGGCAGCCUGGGCCGGGGAAGCUCCAUGGCCGCCACCAACUCCACCCCGACCUCCACCAUGGGCGGCGCCAGCAGCUACCGUGGCGGCUACCCCAUGGGGUACGGGCGGGGGGACUUUGAGGCGCCGGCGCUGGACAACAUGUCCAUGUCCCUGUACACAUCCACGGCCUCCUGCUCGGACAUGUCGGCGUGCUGCGAGGAGUCAGAGGUCAUGAUGAGCGACUAUGAGAGCGGUGACGAGGGACACUUUGAGCGGCUGGCCAUCCCCGCACUGGACUCCCAACAGCACACUGAAGUCUGACACUGGAUCCAAACAAAAGUGCCUGAACCCCCCCCCAAUCCCCCCCACCCAUCCAUCUCUACCUUAUGUUAACCCCCUCUACCCGUGUAUGUUAACCCCCUCUACCCGUGUAUGUACACACUACAACUGCACACAACACAAAGAGACACUACACUGACACAGACACACUUAUACAUACAGUGCCAUGCAAAAGUAUUCACCCCCUUGGUGUUUUUUCCUAUUUUGUUG